AUGGCCGCUACUAACCUGGGCAUGGUUCAUGUGGUGGAGCCUUCUACUACCAAAAUGACAUUGCAUGACGGUAAAAGAGUGAGGGUAUUUCACCGUGCAUUUUGGUCGUUCGAGCGAUGCACGAGGGCAUUCGAACAUUGUAGGUCGGUCAUCACCGUCGAUCGUACCUUCUUGACUGGGCAGUACAAGAGCACACUAUUGGUGGCAAUAGGAAAUGAUGCAAGCAACCGUUUAGUACCAUUGGCUUUUGCAUUGGUAGAGGUUGAGAACAACGAUAACUUGGAAUGGUUUUUCCAGAUAUUGAGAACGAGGAUCAUACCACCCUCAAAGGAAGUGUGUGUCAUCUCGGAUCGUCAUCAAGGAAUUCUGAAAGCGGUGGAGAUUGACAUUCCCGGGCAUGCUCCCGUGCACCACCGAUGGUGCAUGAUGCAUUUUUGUGCAAACUUCUACCGGGCAUGUAAGAACAAAGAGUUGUCUGACCUCCUUCAAGAUUGUUGCCUCGCUUACUCCGAGCGCCGCUUCACAAACCUAUACAACGGAUUGCUGAAGCACAAAGAGCUCAACGCAUGUGGUUAUCAGUUUCUUGAUAGGCACCUUAUAUUUCAGUCAAAGUGGGCACGAGCUUAUGAUGAGGAUGGGAGGAGAUAUGGUCAAAUGACUAGCAACAUGGCUGAAUGCUUCAACAAUGUGCUGAAGGGUGUCCGUGCAUUGCCCGUGACGGCAAUAAUUCAAUACACAUUUGAGAAGUUGAAUAUCUAUUUCUAA
Messenger RNA from Lolium perenne, 765 nucleotides. RefSeq lists its product as uncharacterized. The record is from RefSeq and is a predicted model, not a curated record. Lineage: Eukaryota; Viridiplantae; Streptophyta; Magnoliopsida; Poales; Poaceae.